Molecule: messenger RNA, 1624 nt
Organism: Lampris incognitus (smalleye Pacific opah)
Lineage: Eukaryota; Metazoa; Chordata; Actinopteri; Lampriformes; Lampridae
Gene: tmem167a
Product: transmembrane protein 167A
Exons: 4
Coding region: 66-284 (72 amino acids)
Biological process (GO): intracellular transport; protein secretion
Source: RefSeq, a predicted model, not a curated record
UAAUGACGUAAAGUAAAUUUCAGGGAGGAGGAGGAAGUGUGAGGUGGCUUUGACUAUCAAAAGAGAUGUCUGCCAUUUUCAACUUCCAGUCCCUGCUAACUGUGAUUCUGCUACUGAUAUGUACUUGUGCCUACAUCAGAGCAAUGGCUCCCAGCCUGCUAGACAAGAAUAAGACUGGGCUUCUAGGCAUUUUUUGGAAAUGUGCCAGAAUAGGUGAACGGAAGAGCCCCUGGGUGGCAUGCUGUUGCAUCGUCAUGGCUUUCAGUAUAUUGUUCCUACAGUAGCAUCGGAAGAUGAGAACCAGAAGAAGAGAGUCCCUCCGUGAUGAAGAUGAAAUGAGGAGCAAACGGGAAGGCGCGGACAGUGCGAUCCUAGAAGCACAACAAAAACUCCCAGUGGUUGUCACUUAGAUAUUGUAAAAAGGGAGACCCAUCACCACUCACCAUAGCCAUGGAGCGAGAAAGUGUGUCUUGUCAGAGGAGGGGUGAGGAGAUGGCCCCAGUGUGUCUAGAUCUCUACUGGGACUUCACCGUCUAUCCGUGUGUGUGCUCGUGUGGAAUGUUUACUACAGAUAUAUAUGUGUGGGGCCAAUGCUUUCUCUCCUAUCUGUUAUUUAGUUUUAAGAUUUUAAACAAAGAUCCAUGUUCUGUCACGUGUGGGAUAUGCUGUAGAGUUGGUCCAGAGAUUUCAACAUCUGCAAAAGAAGGAUUUUUUCCGAAUAAAUUUCAGUUGUUUUUCCUUAAGGAAUUUUUGUCACGUUUUAGUAAAAUGAAAGACUGUCGAAACCCAAAUUUGCAUUAUAUACAUAUAAAAUUUGAAGAGAAAUUCAUCUUUAUCAUCAAAUAUGACCUGGUUAACGGGUUUACUAACUGAAUUGCAUAACCUGUGACCUGUUGUGAUGUUAUAUUCAAAAGUGAUCAUCACAUCACAAAGUCAGGGGAAAAAAAGUGUCUACCCAUCUGGAAGCUGAUUGUAAAAUACACAUUUGCCUCAUGGAGCAACUGAUGUUUUUAAAAAUCAGUAUGGCACUAUUUAUUAAAGAACAUUUUUUUGGAAAAAUCAGUUUAAGAAGAUCAAUUUUUAUUCAUUUAAAGUGUACGAUGGGUUUACGUAAGGGAAAUACAUAAAGAUAAGAUGUCAUGUCAUGUCACCACGUAUCCUUGACAUUUUUCACCACCAUUUUAUAGGGCUCAAAUACAAAUGUCUUCAUCUUUGUACCUCUGGACUGCUGUUUGGAAAUGCAAAUCAUACUUUAUUUUGUUAUCGUAAAACACACUUCUCAGUUAGGGGAGAACCCUUAUCAAGCUUCAGAGGACCUGACUCGACUUCAAACCCUGCACGAGGCUGUAUCUGACAUCAGGCACCGGCUCUGAGCAUUCUUUCCGGGGUGAGAUGGACGAUGAAGAGUCUGAGAUGACCUCGUCUAUAACCUCGCAGUCAACACUCACAAUCGCAGUGAUUCAUGACAAACGGGACUGUGAGCUGGUCAGGAGACACGACUCGAGACAGCUACUUGUCUGUUCAGUGCUGCUGUGAUAUUAAAUACCAAAAAGAUCAAAUCUUACUCCAAGAAAAAAAAUUUUUUCCCACAAAUAAAAGAUUUGUCAUAAAAAAAAAAUAUGUU